Lates calcarifer (barramundi perch) is the source of this 7527-nucleotide messenger RNA. Its product is annotated as synaptotagmin-2. Gene Ontology annotation, cellular component: axon; synaptic vesicle membrane; dense core granule. The transcript is spliced from 9 exons. Gene Ontology annotation, molecular function: clathrin binding; phosphatidylserine binding; calcium-dependent phospholipid binding. Gene Ontology annotation, biological process: synaptic vesicle endocytosis; regulation of dopamine secretion; regulation of calcium ion-dependent exocytosis. Bases 352 to 1650 code for a protein of 432 amino acids. The record is from RefSeq and is a predicted model, not a curated record. Lineage: Eukaryota; Metazoa; Chordata; Actinopteri; Centropomidae.
AGAUGGAGAGAAAGCGAGGGGAAAGGAGGGGAGGGGGAUCCUUUCAGUGAAAGAGACAGAAAUAGUGGAGAGAGGGAGAGGAGGGGAUUGAGAGACACAGAGGUGGGGGUAGUCACAGAGAGAAUGAGUGAGCGUGUGUGUGUGUGUGUGUGUAUGGGAGAACAAGUAGUGCUGCAGUGGAAACAGUGCGAAGAGGACUGCAGUUUCUGGUGCUGAUGGGAGAGCGGUCGAGGGACAUUAUUAAGGCAUUGUAACAUUUACCCUAAGUGCCUCUUUGGUGAAUGGGUUUGCCUGUUGUGGAGAACAGGAUUACGGAAUUACGGUAGUGCUGGGACUGUGCGUGCAGCCUAAAUGACGAAGUUCAACUUGUUCAGGCAUCAGACAACUCCCAUGGUCGCUGCUAAGCCAACAGGGGCCAGUGCCUUGACUGUGACUCCAGCCCCUGUCGCAUUAGUCUCUGCUGACAACUCCACCGAACCGGUCGACAAGAACGAUGCCUUUGAUGAGAUCAAGAACAAGUUCCUAAAUGAAAUCGACAAGAUCCCACUGCCAUCGUGGGCCAUCAUUGCCAUUGCCGUGGUCGCUGCUUUACUCAUUCUAACAUGCUGCUUCUGCAUCAUCAAGAAAUGCUGUUGCAAGAAGAAGAAGAACAAGAAGGGCAAGAAGGGGAAGGGUGACAUGGGAAUGAAGAACCUGAAAGGCGGAGAGAAACCACAGGAUGAUGAUGAUGAAGAAGAUGAUGUCGAACCUGGACUGACCGGGGACGAGAAGGAGGAAGAAGUGAAGGAGAAAGAAAAGCUUGGGAAGCUGCAGUACUCCAUUGAUUACGACUUCCAGGAAAAUAAGCUGACUGUUGGUAUCCUGCAAGCAGCUGAUCUCCUCUCCAUGGACAGCGGUGGCACCUCUGACCCAUACGUCAAGGUCUUCGUCCUCCCUGACAAGAAGAAGAAGUUUGACACAAAGGUUCACAAGAAAACGCUCAAUCCUGUCUUCAAUGAGACCUUCACCUUCAAGAUUCCAUUCCAAGAGAUGGGAGGGAAGACUCUGGUCAUGUCCGUCUAUGACUUUGAUCGCUUCUCGAAACAUGAUGUCAUUGGAGAGAUUAAAAUACCCAUGAACACCCUUGACCUGGCUAAGCCAAUUGAGGAGUGGAGAGACCUGGACAGUGCAGAUCAAGAAGAGCCAGAGAAGCUGGGUGACAUUUGCAUCUCCCUGCGUUAUGUCCCCACUGCUGGAAAACUCACCAUCUGUAUUCUGGAGGCUAAAAACCUGAAGAAAAUGGACGUGGGUGGACUGUCAGAUCCCUAUGUGAAAAUUAACCUGCUGCAGAAUGGAAAGAGGCUGAAGAAGAAGAAAACGACAGUGAAGAAGAACACUUUGAAUCCAUACUACAAUGAGUCCUUCAGCUUUGAGAUUCCUCUGGAGCAAAUGCAGAAAAUCCAAGCUGUGAUCACAGUGCUGGAUUAUGACAAGAUUGGCAAGAACGAUGCCAUUGGGAAGAUCUGGGUGGGAAGCAAGGCCACAGGGGCCGGGCUGAAACACUGGUCCGACAUGCUGGCCAACCCCCGUCGUCCCAUCGCCCAGUGGCAUCCACUGCAGCCAGAGGAGGAGGUGGAUGCCUCCCUCGCAGCCCUGACUGCCAAGAAGUAAAACUCCCACCAGAACACAUCGUCCCCACCUUCUACCUACCUAUACCUACCCAUGCAUUUCCCAUUAUUUCCCCAGGUCCCACAUGUCAGUGUAUAUUCCAGAGGAACACCCCGACUGUUCAUCCACUCCCCCACCCCACCCACACACUCCCGUCCCUCUCCCACCGCCACCUUUCACAAGAUCCAUAAGAUUCCAUUCGACAUGAUGGGAAAUAUAGUUUAAAAAAAACAUCAUGUUAUAUUAAAUCGUGUCAUUGAAAAAAGAAGACAAGUUACAGGAUGGACAGAGACUCCGUUGAUUUCCUUUAGAUCUAUUUUUGUAUUGGGGUUGUGGUUCCAUUAAUAAGAAUACAGAGUAGACUAUGAAGAACAGUAAGAGUGCUAUAUGGGAAUCUGGUGAUAGAGGGGAUAAAACAUACAUUCACUCAUAUUGUACUUCUCACCCCUUCCCUUUAGUGACACAAUUUGCUUAGAAUAGUGCUUAAUAAUAAAAAUGCUUUAUACUGCCAUAAGAUAGAGAAAUAACACAAGCAGGUCCAUUCCUUAGGUGUGUCGUGCACCAUGUUCUACACCUGCCAGUUAUCAUACUAGAUGAUUCUGUUAGUUUGAAUUACAUUCCUAGAGUUGGGUACCAAGUAGGGAUAGGCACAUAUCCAGUUACCCACAAACACACUGCCUUUUUUGAUUAGUUAACCUUCCACCCUUCGUCUCAGGAAAACUGAGAGGAAAACUGAAACUCCAUGCCUUUUUUUCUAAACGGGUUGUAAUUAUUCAAACACUCCACUCGACCAGAAAAAAAUGUUGGAUUCGAAAGCUCAACCGCUUGUUUUUUCUGGUGACGUAAGGCUCGCGACUAGUGUUAGUUUAUCCAUGAAAUGGUAUGUCAGGGGAGAGGGAGGGAGUGAUGGAUUUUAGUAUUUGUGUAUUUUCGACUGUGCAAAAAGACUUAGAGGAGGAGGAAAAGCGAGGAAAUAUCAGAGCGGGUACAACAGAGACCGGUUCCAACCACCAAUGACAUGAUAUUUACAAGGUGUCGAUUACUGCCUGCAGUCUACCACCUCCCCUCCCAAUGCCUCUGAUUCUUUAUCUCACUUGUUCAGUGCUACUGCCAUUAGUCAUGGACUUGACACAAGGGUUUUACUUCAAAGGAAUCCCUAUAACCGUCUUACAGUCAUAAAGGAGACAAGCCUUCCAAGUAACAAAAUAAGCAAUUUUCAACUACCAGGGACGCCUUCCAGUUAGCGGUGUUGUUCUCUUCAUUUCUUACUUUCUUUCUUCUUUUUUUCUAUCUCUUUCUCCUUUUAUUUAAUCCAGUUGUAUUUUAUUUGAUUUAACUUCAAACACUUUUAUUCCUCAAGCACUUUAACUCCAAAUGUUGCGUUUAAGUACCCUCAAAAACCAGAGCUUUAAUUAUUUAUGUUAAGAAUAACUGCUGGUUUAAAAAACAAAAAAAAUAGAGCAAAGGAGUGUGUUAUAUUAGCAGUUUUUUUGUUGUUGUUUUGCCUCAGCUUGUUUGGAUUGUUUGGAUAUUACGUUUCUCACUUGAUUGCAACGAUAUGGUCUGGAAGAAGGCACUGAUCCAUGUGUAUUUUAUACACAGCUUACCAAACUGUUGAAUUUAAUUGCACUACUGGGUAUUAUUCUGUUCUGUGAUUUGUGUAUUUUUUUUCUUGUGAUAAAAUGUUGUGAGAUUGGAUUUUUUCUGUGGCACACAUGGCACACCAGACAGGUUUCCUCCAUUUAAACGGACUCCUCUGAUAAGAAAAGAGACACAUUUUGAUCUAAUCCUGCUCCCUGGCUCUUUCAGAGAAUGUAAUCGGCUCAGUGUAUUUGUGAAUUAAUAUUCUGAUGAAGGGAAAUUUUGAGGAUGAACUUUGUCUUGUGACAAAAUCCAAACUGUUGUUUGACCAAAACUCAUCAGCCCUCGAAUAAAUUGGUGAAAGCUUAAUUGUUAAUUGAAAUCCUGAUAUUAGCCAGGUGCUUAGUCUAGCUAAUUAAAAUGAGCGCAGCAAAAACUCAACAUUUUAAACAGUACCGCAAUUUUUUCUGGAGUUUAAUGAAUGUUGGCUCUUGAAUCUCUCUCUCUGUUGGCAAUUGUAACUCUUUAUGUUUUUAUAACCAACAUAGACCAUGUUCAAAUUUCUGUUUUUCACCUCACAUAAAUCUUUUUUCUUCUGUUAACGAAGCAACACUAAAGAAAAGGCAACAUGGAAGCAAUCAAGCAACCCAUUGGUGUGUAGUUUUGCCUAUAUACAUAGUUCAUACACGUUGAUACUGCAUGUUUAUACAAAAUACUGUACAUAAGAGCAUGUUUUAGAGACGAAGCAAAAAUAUCUCGUGUACGUAAAUGGGUGUCAUUUGUCGUUUUAAUAACACGACGAAGGGGGAAAAAAAAGAUGCACUGUAUAUUUUCUAAAUGAAACAAAUGUGUAUUUAUUUUCCAUGAGGGUCACUGGAGAGAAUGUCAUACAAAUAUUAGAGUACUAUUACUAAUAAGAACCUUUCCACGCCUGAAAUUCUUAAGCAAGUGUGUCGUCCAGUACUGUGUGUGAGUUCAUGUAGGAUGAAAAUGUAGCCGCAUGCUUGCUAUCUAAUUCCUUGUGAUCAGAAGUUUGAUUUGACGCCAUUUAUCUGCCAUACAUUUUGUUCCAGCACUUAUCUGAUGGCCAAUGUUGAUGAUUUAUUUCUGAAUUGUAUUGCUAUUGCUUUUUUUUUUUUUUUUUUAAAUAUGAUUUAGAUUUUUUAAUGUUUGGAAUGGGGGGGGGGUCUCCAAGUCUAUAAGAUGACUAUUUUCUAACAGCAGAUUUGGCAGGGUGUGUUUCUGAAAUAACUAAUUAGAAGAAUAUUGAAUAAUUCAGUGAUCUGUAGGUGGAUUGUAGGAGUCGUUAUUUGUGCCAGUACUGACCCAGAAUGAAGUCUGUUGGAUCAUAUCUUUAUAUAAAAUCCAUUUCCAGGGGCCAAAAGAUGAAUAAUCCCAUUCCAGUGAACACAAAUGACUUGGAAUCCCUUCUUUCUUUUUACUUGGAAGUUUUUUAUUUUUCACUUCUAUUUAAAUGACCUGAAACCCUUCAUGGCUGUGUCUCUUUUACUGUGUUUAUUAUACAAUAACGUGUACAUGUAUACAAGAUAAAUGAAUAAGAUAAAACUAAAGCCAUAAAACUCAAGCACUAACUCUUUAGAGCUCAGCUGAGUAGCUAGAGUUUAUUUAUGAAGAAAAAAAAAUAUGACGUCUUCAUUUUCCUUGGCCAGUGUUUCUCUUUUACAUUCCGUUCAGAGGUCUUUGUUCAUCAAGAGGGCAAAAUCCAUUUUACUGUAUAUGUGAGCAUUGGGAACAGUUGUGAGUUUAGUAGAGUGAGUGUGUCUUUUUCUACUUUCAGAGCUGUUGAUGUCCUUGUUUCAUAGAGGUAGCUGAUUUUACAGUAUUGUGAUUAGUAAUGUAUAUGCCUUGUUUUGAUAGCAUAAAUAAUAGAUAAUAAUAUCACAGUAGGUUCUCAAUAAUACUGCUAAAAUUAUAUAUAUGUGAGAGUGUGUUCUAUUCCUGGGCUGAGUGCAAUUUUUGAACCAAACUGGGUCACUCUUCAAGUUUCUCUUCUUCCAGUUUAGCAGCAGAAUGUACUAGAGAACUAUAUGUACAAUCAAUAACACACUGCUGGCGAUCGGAAGCUCAUGCUGAUGGAUUUUGUUGGUCCGUUUAGCAAACCUCUCAAGCAGCAAAACAAUAUAGUUAGAGCUCCAACAAUAUUAGAGCGACAAGAGAGAAACUUAAAACAGUGGCACCCAAGUUUUAGGUCUGAAUCCCUCCCAUAGAACUAUGCAUAAAGUUAUGAUUUUCAAAAGAACAUAGUAAAAAAUAAUUAUAUGAAAAUAUAGAUGUCAUGUCAUGUGCAUGACAUGGAAGUAAAGGAAUAGUUCCAAAAUUUUGAGAAAUGUGCUUUCUUUUAAAGAGUUCGAUGAGAGGAUCACUACCACUCUCAUAUGCUAAUAUGUAACUGCAGCCAGGACACGGUUACCUUAGGUUAGAUUAGCUUAGCAUAAACCCUGGAAACAGGGGGAAACAGCCGAAGCAGCUGUUUUUUCCAUCUUUUUCCAGUCUGUGUGCUAAGUUAAGUUAACUGUGUCCAGGCUCCAGCUUCACACUUAAAGGACAGCUAAGAGAGUGGUAUCAAUCUUCUUACUGAACUCAACAAGAAAGUAAAUAAACAUAUUUCCCAAAUUUUCAAACUAUUCUUUUAAGUUCUUUUCUCUUAAACUGCCAUCUAUCUAUCCCGGCAACAAUCCUCAGUGUGUUGUGAGACGCUGCACAUUAUCUAAUGCAAUAUUAUAUUUAUUCACUGUCCCAUUAAUGCAACUGACUGUGACCAAAUGAUGCACUGAGAGCAAUUCAAAUACUAGACUUCAGUGUGUUUCAGAUAUACUGCCACUACCUGACUGCAGUUGCCUGUAUUCGUCACCACUGUUUGAACCCAUAGGCAAACAGAACACAUCAGAUGAUGAGGCAAAUGUUAUUACAGGUAAAUUUAUAGCACACUUAUUUAUUAUAGAUUUAUUUUUCCUUUUAUUUCCUUUCACCACAGCCACAUGACCACUGAACAUCUAAGUUCUAUGGGGGACAGAGACUGGGAGCUGUGUGUGUGUGAGUGUGUGUGUGCUUAAAUCAGUUUAAAGUGUUGGCCCUUUAGCAGACAUGGUGCAAAAACACAGCACUGGAAUAUAUAAUUACAAUAUACAGUACAGGUCUGCAUGCGUUGGACACAUUACUCAUUCUUAAAUGUACAUCUUCAUGUGUAUGACUGUAAUACUCAAACAAUCUUAGUUCUAUUUUAAAUACGGGGUUUAUCUGUUCUGUUGAUGUGAUGAUGCUGUGUAGAUGUACAAUACCUUAUGCACAAUUGCAUCUGAAACUGCGUGCUGUUUCAGCUCUGCAGAGACAGUUUUAGAGCACCGUUCACACAGCUAGUUGUGUGUAUGUGUGUGUGUGUGUGUGUGUGUGUGUGUUUUUUUUUUUUUUAAACAAACACUGGGAUUUAAAAAGGGAAACCAUCCAACAUUCAGUAGAUCAUUUCCCACCUUGUCAAAAUAUGCUGGGAAGCCUCUCGGCAGGUGAAGACACCACUUUGAAACAUGUUGUCUUGUCUCCUCUAGUACUCGCUGUAUUUCUUCUUUGUAUUCUUGUGCACAUGUGUAAUCACUCCUUCUGUCUCUUUUGUUUCCUCGUGAUGUAUAUUUCUAAUGUAGAAUGUAGGACUGUAUUUGAAUCAAUGCCAGAGAUAUGUCACCACACUCUUUCACAUUCGCUUUUUGUUUUGCGUCUUUGUCCCGUUAACGUGUUACCAGCUAUGUACCAUCAGUAUCGUUAUGCUGAAUAGGAAGCGGGCUCGUUGAGUUCUCCACUGAAUCUGCUUUUGCUGAGCGUAAAGAAUGCCGGCCUUCAUGUUUACAACAUGGACAUACUGUAUACUGCCAAACAUGCAGGACCGUACCAAACUCCCCUCUUGAGUGCUUAGUCCUCCACCUCAUCCCUGAUGCAACUGUAUUUUCAAGACUCUCUUUAUUUUUUUUCUCACUUCUUUCUCUUCUUCAUCAUCUUUUAAAGCAUCGGAGGGCAGCCAGGUUGUGUCCUCUAGCUGUGUUUCUUCGUGUCUAGUGUCGUGGUGCGCGUGUUCAUGUCAGUACUUGUGCCUACUGUGGAUCGCAUGCUUUAGCCCUUGACUGGACACAAACGUUGCUCACAAACUCCUCUUGACCCUUAUGUGGACAAACGUUGGGGAUCCUUAUAAAGUUAUCAAGGGAACCAAAUAACUUAUUACAAAUUUAUCAUAUGUGUUACCAGUUCUGUAAAAAAAACAAAUAGGAAAUAAAGGCCUUUUAAUUACCAUGA